AUUAAAACCUCUCCAGUUUGCAAACCCGUAUGCCUAGUGGUACAAGCUUCGUUUUUCACCAUCCCAACUAGAAGUUUCUUGUCAAGCAAAUGAUAAUCUUGUUGCGGCACUGCACGACAUCAAACACUAGUAACUUAGCCUACAUGCAUGUACACGUACGGUGACGUACCGGUUAUAGCAUGGAGCAAGAAAAUACUUCGCAUAAUUCUGGCCUUGGUUGUAGUACCGGUACGAUGUAGCUAUAUGGCUAUAUGUAGCGUGUACAAUCACAAACACAAUGUACAAUGUGUACCGUGUCAGCCAGCUGCAGAAUGAUGCAUAUAUCUCCGAGCUCAAGCUAUGCCCUCUGAAUUCUGCUGACUCAAACUUUUAACUUUUAAGUUCAAAGUUCAUCGGGCUGUGAUUGCGAUAACACAUUGUCAACGUGACAACUGCAACUUCAAGUGAUUCUCAAGUUCACAAUCAACAACUUAGCAAUGACCGAAUCGGAACACACAGUGUUAAGGAAACUGACGAAUCCCUUUCCCCGUCUGACGUAUCGUCGGUUAAUGGUGGUCUACGCUUCUAUAUGCUUGUGCAUUAUCUCAUUUGUAUGUGUUCUGAGCAGAUAUCAAUAUGAUACUACCCAUGUCAACGUUCAGAAGACAUCUUUGAAUUGGAUGCUUCGCGGCGUGUCACAUCAUGCUCCAACAGUAAAUCGACCACAUCAUAACGAAUUAAAAGAUUCACUAGGAAAUGUUUAUAUUAAGCAUCAGUAUGAAGACUGGCUUCAGCAUUCUGCUAACAAGACUUUCGACCUUCGGCCGGAGAGCGGUUUCAUGAAACAACAGGCCUCGAUUCAACGCCAACGAAAGAGGGCGCUACAGCAAGUUUGUAGAAAACAUCCAGAGUUGAGCGAUGUGACGUUCACGGGCGGAAACACACGUCUACUCUUCGUCGCUGAAAAAAGCAGUUUGUUUUACUGCGUUGUUCCCAAGGAACGAAAAUAUGCUGCCCCAUAA
This is a messenger RNA of Patiria miniata (bat star), 1001 nucleotides long. RefSeq lists its product as uncharacterized. Bases 477 to 1001 code for a protein of 174 amino acids. The transcript is spliced from 5 exons. The record is from RefSeq and is a predicted model, not a curated record. NCBI's taxonomy places the organism in Eukaryota, Metazoa, Echinodermata, Asteroidea, Valvatida, Asterinidae.